UUCGCUCUACCAAGCUUGUCAUCACCACAUCAAGCUCGACGCUCCUUCCAACACUCAUUUCUCGUUACCCAACUGUAGAGCAAGAUCUCCAGAUUCAUCACGAUGGCCGCCUUCAGCAUCAUCGUCAUUGUCGCAGCAUCGCUGCUCGCUCCUUUCACCAUGGCUGCUCCAGCUUACACUCAUACCGCCACAGAAAUCGAUUGGGUAACCGUCGAAGAGACUGUCACUGUUUGGCUUGAUCCGGCCUCUGCCACUUCGCCUCCUGUUGUCGUUGCCGAGACCACCACGGCUGUCGCAACCACCACCACAACACCGGCUGUCAUGGCCCAAGCUACUUAUACCACUCCUUCUUCAGUUGAGACUGCCGUGGCCGCAACACCCACAGUCGCCGUCUCUUCAUCUGCCGCUGUUGUUCCUUCUUCGCCGUCUCCAGUCGCAUCAUCAACUUCCUCAGCCGCCGCCGCCGCUUCUUCUGCUGUCAGCGCCAGCAGCAUUUCUGCAUCUACUAGCGCCGACUGCGAGGGUGAAGGCGAUGCCUGCGUUGGCGACGUCACCCAUUGGGACGGUGGUCUCGGCGCUUGCGGCUGGAGCGUCGACACCAACAGCGAUCUAGAAAUCGCCCUGCCCUACGAAUUCAUGGGCACUCUCUCCAACACCAACCCAUACUGUGGCCGCUCCGUUACUCUGUACAACCCUACCUCGGGUACCACCGUUCAGGCCACCGUUGGCGACAAGUGCAUGGGCUGUGUUGACCGCGCCAUCGAUUGUACCGAUGCCCUCUUUACCGCCAUCACUGAUGGUACUGGUGACGGGCGUGUCAGCGGUAUUGAAUGGUGGUUGAACUAGACCAUCUACCGGAAAAGUGAAUCUGAGACUUUUGACAAGUCGAUCGCUAAGAUGCAUGAACUUGAACAUACAUGCUUCUGGAAAGCUGGAUGAAGAGUAAACAAGACAAAAGGCCCCUGGGGAAUCUCAAUCAUU
Exophiala viscosa is the source of this 981-nucleotide messenger RNA. RefSeq lists its product as uncharacterized. The transcript has a single exon. Bases 103 to 846 code for a protein of 247 amino acids. The record is from RefSeq and is a predicted model, not a curated record. Lineage: Eukaryota; Fungi; Ascomycota; Eurotiomycetes; Chaetothyriales; Herpotrichiellaceae.